Pteropus alecto (black flying fox) is the source of this 1302-nucleotide messenger RNA. It is a transcript of the gene NDN, whose product is annotated as necdin, MAGE family member. Gene Ontology annotation, biological process: negative regulation of transcription by RNA polymerase II. Gene Ontology annotation, cellular component: nucleus. The transcript has 2 exons. The record is from RefSeq and is a predicted model, not a curated record. Lineage: Eukaryota; Metazoa; Chordata; Mammalia; Chiroptera; Pteropodidae. Bases 1 to 780 code for a protein of 259 amino acids.
AUGGGGCUCACGUUAAAACAAACAAACAAACACGCCAGGUGUGGGUACGUCGCCAAGGCCCCGAGCAUGGCCCAGCCGGGCCCCGCGCCGCCCGCCCCGGCGCAGCUGGUGCAGAAGGCGCACGAGCUGAUGUGGUACGUGCUGGUCAAGGACCAGAAGCGGAUGGUCAUCUGGUUCCCAGACAUGGUGAAGGAUGUCAUCGGCAGCUACAAGAAGUGGUGCCGAAGCAUCCUCCGGCGCAGCAGCCUCAUCCUGGCCCGCGUGUUCGGACUGCACCUGAGGCUGACCAGCCUGCACACGAUGGAGUUCUCGCUGGUCAGAGCGCUCGGGCCCGAGGAGCUGGACCGGAUGGCGCUGAGCAACCGCAUGCCCAUGACCGGCCUGCUGCUCAUGAUCCUGAGCCUCAUCUACGUGAAGGGGCGCGGCGCGCGCGAGAGCGCCGUCUGGAACGUGCUGCGCAUCCUGGGGCUGCGGCCUUGGAAGAAGCACUCCACCUUCGGGGAGGUGCGGCGGCUCAUCACCGAGGACUUCGUCCAGCAGAACUACCUGAAGUACCAGCGCGUGCCCCACGUGGAGCCCCCCGAGUUCGAGUUCUUCUGGGGCUCCCGCGCCAGCCGCGAGAUCACCAAGAUGCAGAUCAUGGAGUUCCUGGCCAGGGUCUUCAAGAAAGACCCCCAGGCCUGGCCUUCUCGCUACAGGGAGGCUCUGGAGGAGGCCAGGGCCCUGAGGGAGGCGGACCUCGCUGCCCACUACCCCCACGCCAGUGUCUCCCAGGACUAGCCAGGUCCGGGGGCGCAGCGAGGUCCCGGCCCCCCAGGGCGGCGAGCGCGGUGGGGCUUUUCAGAGCAGAGAUUCCCGUGCCACACUUUAAUCUUCAGCACAGUGCUUUUAUACCUUUUAAUGCCAUGUCGUACUCAUCCCGGCCCCGUAGCUAGCGCGUAGAUUCCUGCAUGUGUUUCUAAGUGAGCUCAGUCGGUGCUUUGGCUUUCGUGCUACCUUGAAUUUUUGUACCAGAGGUGUGCUAAAAUGACGAAGUGCGUUGAGAAGUUCUCCAUCUUCUUCUUUUCUAUGGGACGGAUGACGGAUGUGCAUCGGGUGGCCUGCCUCUGGACAGUUUGGAAGAAAAGCAGAGCAAAGGCAAGGCGCCCUGUGUCUGUGACCCGGCUGGGCACAGGCAAGGUCCGGGGCAGUGCAGAGAUGAGGGCUGGGCUGGCCUCGCGUGGGCAUUUGGCACACUGUACCCAGCAGUAGACCCCACCACGAGUAAACUUUAAACAUUAAAGAUCCUUGUGAUACAACCAG